AUGAUGACUGGUGCGGUCUGUGACGCUCUGAUGGAUAUAAUGCCCGCCUUCGACAGGAUAUCGGUGUUACGGUUCACAGCCGACAAGAGCGGGGAGGUAAUCCAUGAGACCAUCCUACCGGGGUCGAGGGUCACCUCCUCCUACAUGGGUCUCCGUUUCCCGGCAUCUGACAUCCCUCCUGUGACGCGGAAGAUGCUCAGGCUGAAUGGCGUGCGGUUCAUUGCCGAUACUUCCGCGCCAGGCGUGCCGAUAGACCUCCUCCACGAGCGAAUCUCCACAGCCCUCGAUCUUUCGAUGAGCGCACUGCGAGCGUCUUCCAGUUGCCACCUAGACAAUCUCAAGAACAUGGGAAUAAAAUCAUCGCUAGUCGUGGCCAUCAUUGUAGACGACGAGCUGUGGGGGAUCUACUCCUUUCAUAGUUAUACGCGGAUCGUGGCCCCAUCAUGCGAAGAGCGAAGCACGGUAGAGACGGUGGCUGCGGUCGUGUCCUCGCUGAUCUCGCUGCACCAGCGAAAGGAGAUCACAGCGGCCACUCUGGCUGUAUCGCGCACGUUAGCAACAAUCAGCAAUUAUAUGAGGGUCGACGAUUUCCUCACGGCAGAGUCCGAGACGCUCCUGGACACCCUUGCCGUAGACACCGUCGUCCUGUAUACAGCCUCGCGACCCGUGGCCGUCCACGGAAACAAGGAGAUAUCUCUCUCCCGAGGCGAGUGCCAGGACCUUAUCAAUGAGGUGAGCGCGGAGACCGCGGUUCUUUUCAAAUCACAGGAGGCUAAGGGUGUGGCGUUUUUUUCGGUGCGCUCUUUCCUCGUCGCUUUUUUGCGUGGGGCUAUCGCGCGUCACGUCAAGUGGGCCGGGAAGCCCGACACCCCACUCCUAAAUCAGGAAAUAAGCCACCCGAGAGCGUCCUUCGAAAUGAUCAUGGAGAAGGCCGAGGCGGGGUUUGAACCGUGGUCACCAUCCACUGUGGAUCUACUGGGCAUAGUGCGCCACGGAAUUUCGUCGCAUCUGUACGCGGAGGCUCUCCCAGUCGACCUGCAAGAGGUUUUCGCCCACCUGUCGCACGAACUCCGCACGCCCUUCUACGGUGUGAUGGGCUCGCUCGACAUGCUGCAGGCAGAGCAUGCCGAUAUGGACGUCGCACAACGGCACGAAGUCAUCAACUCGGCUGUGCUGUGCGGAGCAUCCAUGUUGUCCACCCUAAACAACAUGAUCGACAUCGCAAAGGAUCGGACCAACAUCACGGUGACUCGCCACCGAUUCGUCACCUCAAGACCCGUCGACCUGACGGUUGCGGCGUUGAGGCAGUUAGCCCGCCGCAUAAAACACAUCGUGCAGAUCCUGAUGUCCAACGCCAUCAAGUUUACCCCCAGCGGAGGAAAGGUGGAGGUCUCCCACUUCGUUUUUGCCUCGCCACAAGACACCGCGAACUGGUGGGCUGAGCAAACCGCCCGCUUCGACGACCACGUUUGGAUUGGGGAGUCCCCCGAAACCGACGACGUUGAACACAUGGUAGGGGUACUGCCGGGAUCUGAACCAGGAGCACCGUUCAUCUCGGCAGCGCAUCGGUGGUAUGUGUACUGCGUAAGGGACACCGGCAUCGGUAUCCAGAAGGGGGAACUCUCGCAGCUCGUGAUGGCGUACCGGCAGGUCUCGCACGGUGUUUCCAAGGAGCACCAAGGGGUUGGCUUGGGCUUGAACGUCUGCAAAAUCCACGUGGACGACAUGUUCGGGGGCCUGGGGAUCGCCUCCACGUUCUCAGACGAGGGAAAUCAGCGACGGGGCGGCACUCUUUUUGCCGUCACGCUGCCCCUGCUUUGUCCUCCGCCAGAGGAAGAGGAAGGAGCGGAGCCGGGAACCGUUUGCACGACGACGAGUCGAGUAGGAUCAGCGAACGACGAACACUUGGUGGAGACGACAAAGGCGAUGGCCGAGAUCACCAACAACCCUUCUUCCGUCUCGGGAGGCGGUGACAACGGCGACAAGGGUACCGGGCCCCACAAGAAGAUCGCGUUGUUAGUGGUGGACGACCAGAAGAUAAACAUCACGCUCAUGGAGAAGAAGAUUGCAAUGGUGUUCAAGGACAGCCAGACCGCGGUGCAGGUACUACUGGCCACCGAUGGUAAGACGGCGAUCGAAGCGUUUCAAGGGGCGCGAAGGGACGAGCCCAACAACAAUGGCAGCGCUGGCUCGGUAGUCCUGGCGGGGGUGUUCAUGGACUUGCAUAUGCCGAACAUGGACGGAAUAGAGUGCACGAGGAAAAUCAGGCAGAGCGAGGUCGAGAGAGGAUGGCUACCAGUGCCCAUUUGUGGGUUUACCGCGGACACAACACAAACUACUCGGGAGCGCUUCCAGGACGCCGGCGGCAGCGAUAUCAUCUAUAAGCCCUGGCAACCGGGGCAAGUGGAGGACGUAUGCAACGCCAUGGUGGUAAACUCUCUUCAAAAGGGGAGCAACGGGGCGGCGGGGACUGGGACUGAAGGCGGAGCGUGA
Ectocarpus siliculosus is the source of this 2493-nucleotide messenger RNA. The record is from the annotation of a GenBank genome assembly. Lineage: Eukaryota; Phaeophyceae; Ectocarpales; Ectocarpaceae.